AACUAUGACUGAACCGAGAAGCAUGCCGAGCAAUUAUAUGUAUGAAUCAAUUGGAAUCAAAUUCAAAAAGAAAGAAAAAAGGAUCUUUAUCUUACAAAUCUUACAAGUAUAAAUGAAGAGUGCAAUGAUAAUAUGUAGAACUGCGCGAAUCGGCGAGUUUGCGGCUGCAUAUCGCGUAUGUUACAAGAGAUAUUACACUACGCAGGAGAAUCAACAUACGAUGCAAAAGAAGACAAUCCAUCCAUAUUUCCAAAUCCAUCCGUGGAAGUCGGAAAUCGAGUUUGCUAAUAGUUUGUUGAAAAAUGUUAUUUACAAUGCAGAUGGAAUAGUUGCGAUAAACAAACCGUAUGGUAUAUCUGUAUGGAAUAAAUUCCAGCAAAAUGUAAACCACCCUUUAAAACAAUGUCAUCAUAUAGUAGGAGCAGUAGAUUAUUCUGUAGAGAAUGUUUUGCCAUAUCUUGCAAAGGAACUGGAUGUACCAAACUUGAUACCUUUCUCAGGAUCAGAAAAAUAUAUGAGUGGCGUUUAUAUUUUUGGAAUUAAUACUAACGUAUGCCAAGAUAUAAAAAAAGCAGUAAGACGAGUUGAAGGGGGUAAAUAUAGGAAAUUCUGGGCAAUCACGACCAGAAUUCCGAACGAAAUCGAAGGAAAGUAUCAUCUAGCAAUUUGUUUAAAACAAAAUUUUUCAUUGAAAGAUAAAAAGGUUAUUAUCUUGCCGCAAUGGUCCAAAAACUUAGUGAAGAAGAAUAUAAUUAAAAUCUUUAAUGUAGACUAUAGAGUUAUAUCUAAUUCGACAAACAAUUUGAGUUCCCUAAUAGAAAUGGAAGCAUCUACAAAAGUGUGGCACAGUCUUAGAUUGUUUGCUUCCAUCAUGUUGUAUAGUCCGAUUCUUGGAGAUGAUUAUCAUGGAUCGCGAGUCCAAGAAGUCAUGGGUACAUGGGUAAGAAUUGAUCCGUUUGCUGAAUCUUGUUGGGACAUGCCAAAAAUAAAUAGGCAACUACUAGAAUUGCUAAAUGUAAGGCAAAAUCAGCAAGAAAUUAUUCCAGUUCAUAUCCACUUGAGAAAUGUACGUUUAAUCUCUUUCGGUGAGAAGAGAAAGGAUAUAGUGUUGGAAGCACCUUUAAUUCAUCCUUUUGAUUGGACGUGCAAACAACUUAAAUUUAAGAAUGUACCAUAUGAAGAGAAUAAUGAGGAGAAUAAAGAGAAAAUGGUGAUGAAAGAUCUAAUAUACAAUUAACAUGUGUAAAUGUUAAUCCUCAGUAAGGAUUAUAAUUAUAAUAAAAAAAAAAUUUUGAUGAUAAA
Molecule: messenger RNA, 1302 nt
Organism: Linepithema humile (Argentine ant)
Lineage: Eukaryota; Metazoa; Arthropoda; Insecta; Hymenoptera; Formicidae
Product: pseudouridylate synthase RPUSD4, mitochondrial-like
Source: RefSeq, a predicted model, not a curated record